AUGGCUGGACAAGAUUGGUUAACGUCUUUUCUAAAGCGCUAUCCCCGUAUGUCGAUUCAGAUACCACAAGCAACAAGCCUCGCACGAGCUACAAGUUUCAACCGCACCACAGUCGCAAACUAUUUUUCGCUUUACAAGGCCACCCUCGAUAAGCGGAAAAUUGAACCUUUCGAAAUAUAUGACAUGGGCGAGACUGGCUUUACCACUGACCAAACUCCGGAUCGAAUUGUCAGUCGUCUAGGCUCGAAACAAAUCGGGCGAAUUACAUCAGCUGAACGUGGAACACUGGCCACACUGGAACUAGCUGUUUCGGCACAAGGCAAUGUUGUUCCGCCAUUUUUCGUAUUUCCUCGUAAAAAGUUCAAAGCCCACUUUUUGAAUGGAGCCCUAAUUGGAAGCGCUGGUGCAGACAAUCCGAGCGGAUGGAUGACGGCUGAAAUUUUUGUCGAAUAUCUCCAGCAUUUUCAACGCCACGUAAAUGCAUCAGCUCAGAAUCCAGUCCUUUUUCUGCUAGACAACCACGAGUCACAUCUUUGCAUCGCUGGGCUCGAGUUUUGCGAGUGA
This is a messenger RNA of Belonocnema kinseyi, 564 nucleotides long. RefSeq lists its product as uncharacterized. Gene Ontology annotation, molecular function: DNA binding. The record is from RefSeq and is a predicted model, not a curated record. Lineage: Eukaryota; Metazoa; Arthropoda; Insecta; Hymenoptera; Cynipidae. The coding region runs from base 1 to 564 and encodes 187 amino acids. The transcript has a single exon. Gene Ontology annotation, cellular component: nucleus.